GAAGAAUUAAUCCGGAAAGAAAGAAGGUUGGCAAACAUGGCGUCAACCGCUGCGACCCGAACGGCCAGUGCUGCAGGGAGAGUUGUGAAGCCACUUUUCAGUCGGGACAUCGAUGAAGCAAAGCGGAGGGUUCGGGAACUCUAUCGGGCAUGGUAUCGUGAGGCACCAAGUACAGUUACCAUGUUCCAACUGGACAUCACGGUCCAGCAGACAAGAGACAAAAUAAGACAGGAAUUCAACAAGCACAAACAUGUUACAGAUCCUCGUGUUAUUGAUAUGCUUGUAAUCAAGGGUAAAAUGGAGCUUCAGGAGACCAUCAACGUAUGGAAGCAGAAGACCCAUAUAAUGCGCUAUUUCCAUGAGACAGAGACACCUCGCCCCAAAGAUUUCCUGUCUAAAUUUUACCAGGGACAGGACCCUUAAACUGCCCUAUUCCACCGAACCUCGCCUCUCCCCUCGAAGUCCACAGCCAAUGAGUUGUCUGUUCAAUUGUCUGAACUGUAAAUAUACUCCUAAUGAUAAAUUACUUGUUGUGCACUCUGUUUCUGUUGGACAUCAGCUUCCUCCCAUCUGUUUAUUUACACUGUCCAUACUGAGGCUUUGAAUGGAAUGCUAAAUGAUCUUUUGGUUAGUGACCAGAAUAAACAUGUUAAUGCA
Molecule: messenger RNA, 657 nt
Organism: Sardina pilchardus (European sardine)
Lineage: Eukaryota; Metazoa; Chordata; Actinopteri; Clupeiformes; Clupeidae
Gene: ndufa6
Product: NADH:ubiquinone oxidoreductase subunit A6
Exons: 3
Coding region: 37-423 (128 amino acids)
Biological process (GO): response to oxidative stress
Source: RefSeq, a predicted model, not a curated record